Molecule: messenger RNA, 3018 nt
Organism: Topomyia yanbarensis
Lineage: Eukaryota; Metazoa; Arthropoda; Insecta; Diptera; Culicidae
Product: 1-acyl-sn-glycerol-3-phosphate acyltransferase delta-like
Exons: 5
Coding region: 529-1737 (402 amino acids)
Cellular component (GO): endomembrane system
Molecular function (GO): 1-acylglycerol-3-phosphate O-acyltransferase activity
Source: RefSeq, a predicted model, not a curated record
UGAACUGAACUGAACAGACGUAAAUGAAUGACAUGAUUAUGGGACUUUGUUCGCGUUUUUAAUUCAUUUUGCUUUCGCAACUCGUCAUUUCCUCACAAGUAGUAUAGUGCAUUAGUUUGUUAGAGAGAAUAAAGUGCAGUUUUGCAUUACGCAUUGAUUAUAAGCAACUCGGUGAAAUUUGCAUAGUGCAUCUUCUGUUCCGCAAAAGGGGAGUAUUAUGUAUUAUACAUUACGAUGGUUGCUUGAAUACAGUUUCAAUUUGGCAAGAUGAUCAGAUAAGCGUUGAAUAUCAAUAGGCUUUGGACGCACCGAAAAUUAUUCUUAUCACCUUUAGUUUACCUAACAGUUGAUUGAUUCCGUACAGUCGGGCGUCGCUUUCGAAUAUUGCUACCGCCGAGCUUAUACGCAAAUCGCACAGUUUGCGGGUUGAAAGUCGAAUUAAUUUUUAGUUGUGCACAAAAAGAAGUUUUUGUUUGCAUCGUCAGCGCGUUAUUGAAUGAUUUAAGUUAAGUACGAGGCGAUAUAACAAUGGCCGGCAUGUUGUCACUAAUCAAACAGUCAACGUUGGUGCAUCUUUGUUUUGCCAUAUCAUACUUUACAUCUGGAUUAGUCAUCAACUCGGUACAGGCCGUAUUGUAUUUUGGACUGAAGCCGUUCAACAAACGACUUUAUAGGAAAAUAGGAUACUAUUUGUGUUACUCCUUCUACUGUCAACUAGUUUUCUUAGCCGAUUGGUGGUCUGGCUCGACGUUGUACGUAUACAUUAGCGAUGAAGAUUUGAAAUACUGCGGCAAAGAGCACGUCCUGCUUCUUAUGAAUCACACGUAUGAGAUUGAUUGGCUUGUUGGUUGGAUGUUCUGCGAGAAAGUCGGUGUGUUGGGUAACUGUAAAGCCUAUGCGAAAAAAGCUAUCCAAUACAUCCCAGCGAUUGGCUGGGCUUGGAAAUUCGCAGAGUUUGUUUUUCUGGAGCGGUCGUACGAUAAGGAUAAGGAAAUCAUAGGACUCCAGAUCAAAGAAAUCAUGGAUUACCCCGAUCCUGGUUGGCUCUUGCUAAACGCGGAAGGCACGCGUUUUACGGAGAAAAAACACGAAGCAUCGAUUAAAUUUGCUCGCGAACGUGGAAUGACCGAGCUGAAACAUCAUUUGAUUCCCCGCACCAAAGGUUUUACUGCUAGUUUGCCGUACCUGCGCGGCAGAAGCUCCAUUCUAGAUAUUCAGCUAGCUAUCCCCAAGGACUCACCGGUUAAACCAACUAUUUUCAACAUUCUGAAUGGAAAAAGUAUAACAGCUCACAUGCAUGUCCGUCGUAUCCCAACGGAAACUUUGCCAGAAAAUGAGGAAGAAGCCGCUGAAUGGUUGCAGGAGUUGUUCCGCCAGAAGGAUAUUAUGCAGGAUAGUUUCCAUACCCACGGUGAUUUUUUCACCGGCUCCGGAGUUGUGAAGAAGGUUCCAAUAAAAUUUCAACCGCGCCUAUCUUCUUUCGUUAAUAUGGUGGCAUGGAACGUGAUAACCGUAGUUCCCAUGUCUUACUAUCUCGUGCAGCAGUUGGUUAGUGGGGAGAUUUUAUAUUUUUCCAUAGGCUCGUCGAUUCUUGUUGCUUUUUACGCAUUAAUGGUGAAGGCAAUUGGAAUGUCAAAAAUUAGUAAAGCUUCCACGUACGGAUCGGAUAAGGUAAGUGGAGAGAGUGUUCACAACGGAUCAUCAUCAAAGCAGGCAUCUACUGAUACGUCGAACUAGUAGUUGCGCUACUGACUAGUAUGAAAGUGGAUUGUAUGUUGUAUAUCUUUGGACCUUCGAAACAAGCCCGAAUCAUAGAUUAGUUAUUCUACCCAAGAACAAUAAUUUCCUUCAAUUUUUGGAGACUGCUUUUGCUCUAAGCAAAUAUAAUACUUCUCGGAAAUGCUAUUUUCUAAAAAAUCACGGACGUGCGUUCAACCACCAUCAACUAGUGAGCCAAAGUUUUGCUACACAGGAUUUUAUUCAACGGUUUUAAAUGAAUGAAAGAAACAAGGCACGGAGUAGAUUUCUCCAGAACGAUGGUUGGGUCAAAUAAUGGAGUUUUCAACUAGUAUGGUGUAUUGCCGUUGCUAUAGUUUGUAUCAUUUACAUACACAUGUAUAUAUCCUUAUACAAAAAAUCUAUUACCCAGAUAAAACGAGCUAGCGAAACGCGAAAUGAGCGAAAACAUAAUAGAAUGUACUAUUUAUUGCCGACUUUUCGGUUUAAAAUACUUUACACCAAGCAAUGAAAUUAUGAUAUUUGAAAGGGAUUUAAAAAAGCAGAGAUACGCAUAAAAUGAACUGAAUGUAAAGUGAAACAAGCAUAAAUUUUUAAAUACUCAGUACAAACUUUCCCACAAACUGGAUUAUACAUUCGUUGAUUUGUUUUUUUCACGAUGUUUGAAUACCGACACAAGUCAAGUCAUACAAUAUAUUUAAGUUAUUACAGAAAUAUGAACAUCGUCUCACCAACAAAACAAUUACAUAUUGUAUUUCUGCUUUUUCUCCUUUUUAUUGCGUUUUAAAAGAUAUAUCCCAAUUAUCAAGUAUGCAACAUGCCCACAAAAGAAUUCAUCUAAAUUUUUAGAAAUCGAUCUUUAGUACGAUUUUGUAUGCGAAGAAGACUUAACCUAGCCAAAAAUAAAGAAAAAAGUAAAUGACCGCACACUACCGUGUCUAUCCUGACAAUGCUAGAAUUGCUGAAGCCGAGCUUCCUUAUUAUUAGUAUGAAUGCAUUAUUGUUCGAUUAGUUUUAAAAUAAGUUCAACACUUUAAAACAAACAAUCUUCCGUGAAGUUCUACUUCUAUUAAAAUAUGCUUCAAGAAGCUGGUGAGAUGAAUGCAACAGUCAAACAAUUCAUAUGAAUAAUAGCUCGAAGAGAACUAUAAACAUGACUGGACAAUUAGAGUCCUGCAUGUUUCUCACUAGCAUCUUAUCUAUGUUUAAACAGGCUUACACUCUAAAUACACAUAGAAAAGGUAUCUGCAGACAGUUUAAUAAAUGAUGUUGUAGUUGUUA